AGGGUUCUGAACGACCUUUGUGGAUGGCUGGGAGUUUGCCCUUAGGGUGGGUUACCUUUUAUAAGAAAACAGUGGCUUUGGAUAGAAGAUGGCAUAUCACUGGAUUGGGUUAUGAGUCUGAAUUGAUUAGUAUGGAGGUGGAGAGAGCAGCAGUGUUACACUUCGAUGGAAUUAUGAAGCCUUGGUUAGAUAUAGCAAUUGGGAAGUACAAGCAAUAUUGGAACAAAUUUGUCAAGUUUGAUCACCCUUAUUUGCAACAAUGCAACAUCCACGAAUAAUUGAACAUUUGCAAGACUGUCAAUCAAUCAAUGGAGGGAGAGUACAAUACCAUGACAAUUCUUAGCAGAAAAUUUUUUACACCUUUUUUUUUUUUCCUUUCUUGCAUUAGGAAUUGCACUUGUUCACUUAAUUCUUUUUCCCAUAAUGAUUCUUCAUGUAAAGUUCAACUAAUAUUUUUUCCCACACAGAUAUUUUUCUGGGGAUAUUACUUUAGGGAAGUUUCAAAUUAUAGAAAUAAUUCGAAACCAAAAACAAAAAAGAAAGUGGUGUAUUUUAGGGGAUUCUGUAACACUUCACUAGGUUACUUUCCUGUACAUAUUUUUCCAUUCAAGGCGCUUAACAUGUAUUCCGGAUUAUUAUUUUCUUGGAAUAGCCUAAUCCAUAUAUUUUGGGAUAAAAAUGGAAUAAAGAGAAUUUUACCUGGGCAUAUGAGAGCAACGGAAAUGGAAUUAUUAGAAAAUGGAUUGUGUGGCACGUGGAAAAUUUUGAUUGGGUGUAAGCAGAUAGGGAUAGGGCUAAGCUUUGUUUGUGUGGUGCAGUCUGGACAGAUUUCCAACCAAUCAGAAUGCUCCGUUCCUUCUCUUCAAUCCACUGCAAAAAAACAAAGGCUUUUUAUAACACCAUAAUAACAAAAUCUUCCACUGCAAAACCAGUUUUUUUUUCCCUUCCCGGAAUAUUUUUCUCGGAAAAUCAAGCUUCAUCAAGCGAUAAUGGCAAGCUUCACCGCUAGUGCUCCAACCUCUUCAGUCCUCCGGGCAUCCCUUCUCCACAAACCAUCCUUGGGGAUCCAAUCCUCACCUGUUCUUGCACUUCCCACAAUGGCGAAGGGAGGAAAAGUGAGGUGUUCAAUGGAGAAAUCUGAAAGCAAGCAAAAGAUGGGUAUGGGAGCUUCUUUAAUGGCUGCAGCUAUGGCAGCAACGGUGUCUAGUCCAGCUAUGGCUUUGGUGGAUGAGAGAUUGAGCACAGAAGGUACUGGGCUUCCGUUUGGGCUGAGCAACAACCUUCUUGGUUGGAUCCUUCUUGGUGUGUUUGGUCUCAUCUGGGCUAACUACUUUAUCUACACUUCCACUCUUGAUGAAGAUGAGGAAUCUGGAUUGUCUCUCUGAAUCUCUGCCUCCAUGAAACCAAACCCCAUAUCGUAAUUAUCUUCUGCUUAAAAAGAUUUAUGUAAAAAAAUUAUCGAAAUGAAGUUGGAAUUUCUCAUUUUGUAGUAAAA
Cannabis sativa is the source of this 1495-nucleotide messenger RNA. Its product is annotated as photosystem II reaction center W protein, chloroplastic. Gene Ontology annotation, biological process: photosynthesis. NCBI's taxonomy places the organism in Eukaryota, Viridiplantae, Streptophyta, Magnoliopsida, Rosales, Cannabaceae. The record is from RefSeq and is a predicted model, not a curated record. The coding region runs from base 990 to 1385 and encodes 131 amino acids. The transcript is spliced from 2 exons. Gene Ontology annotation, cellular component: chloroplast; photosystem II.